AAGUGCGCAUGCGCCUAAAAUGAUAUCUGGGGGUUAGAUGUGAAUGAAUAUAAACUCCUUCAAAGUUUGACAAAUUAUUUGAUCAGUGUCUCCUUUGAAAUAAAAGUAAUUAGUUUUGAUCAGUACUCACGUUUCGUGUAAUAUAAAUCUGAAGUAGUCUCUCGUAAAUAAAGAAUAAAAAAUAAAGGAUUAAUUGAACGUUAGAGAAUAUGGGGGAACAGAAAGCAGUCAGCGACAACCGUGGAGCAUGGGGGAACCAGCUGGAGUUCAUUCUUACAAUGGUGGGAUUUGCUGUAGGACUAGGAAAUGUUUGGAGAUUUCCAUAUUUGUGCUACAGAAAUGGUGGCGGUGCGUUCCUGGUUCCAUACUUCAUAUCAUUACUGGUACUCGGCGUUCCAUUGUUUUUCAUGGAGCUUUGUUUCGGACAGUUUGCUAGUCUUGGACCGCUCAAGAUUUGGAGAAUGAAUCCUGCCAUGAAAGGGGUUGGUAUGAGUGUUGUCCUUAUCACGGCAUGUAUCAUCAUAUAUUAUAACGUCAUUGUGGCUUAUUGUAUAUUUUACUUCUUCGCGUCGAUGACGUCAAAGUUACCAUGGAGCGACUGCAACAACGACUGGAACACGUGCCAAUGUAGAGAUUCGACCAUGGAUUUAAACACAACCAUUCCAUGGGCAAACGGGUCGAGAUUCUAUACUGAAUGCAACUUUACAGAUAUUGCUAAUACAACAACAACAAGUGCUAGCGAAGAAUACUUUUUACGUCGUGUGUUGAAGAGAACAGAAGGAUUGGAGCAUGAAGGUGCUCUACUCUGGGACGUAUCUCUAUGUAACCUUCUAGCCUGGACCAUUAUCUUCCUUGUUCUAACUAAAGGUGUUGAAACAUUGGGCAAGGUGAUGUAUGUAGCCUCUAUCUUCCCCUACAUCUUGUUGACUAUCUUACUGGUACGAGGUUUAACACUGGAAGGUCAUCAACUUGGUAUUGACUUCUACCUACAACCAAAUGUAACGAAACUCUCCGAGGCUUCUGUAUGGAGUGAUGCUGCGGUACAGAUAUUUUACUCGCUCGGGAUUUGUCAAGGAGGACUUAUAGCUAUGUCAAGUUUUAACCAGUUUAAAACCAACACUUUGAGAGAUGCACUGAUAGUACCUAUCAUUAACUGCAUGACUAGUUUCUAUGCUGGCUUUGUGAUAUUCUCCGUACUGGGUUUCAUGGCAAACAACAAACAUACCUCAGUAGCCGAGGUAGUGGCCGAUGGGCCUGGGUUGACAUUCAUGGUGUACCCGGAAGCAUUAUCUCAGAUGCCAGUGUCUCCUGUAUGGGCAGUACUGUUUUUCCUGAUGAUGACUAUGUUAGGAUUUAGUUCACAGUUUUCAGCUACUGAAACAGUUCUGUCAAGUAUAAUGGAUGAAUUUCCGUCGAUUCGAAGAUCCAAGUUUCGGAUGGUCGCAUUUCGGGGAUGCGGAUGUUUAUUAUUCUGCGCACUUGGACUACCAAUGACAACGGAGGGAGGUUUCUAUUUGCUCAACUUAAUAGAUAAUUACGUUGGUGGAUUUCCGUUGUUGUUUGCUGGGUUAUUCGAAAUUAUUGCUGUGAUAUUUGUAUAUGGAGUGAUGACGUUCAAGAAAGAUAUUGAAAUGAUGCUUGGUAAACGAUUGAUGACUAAGAUAGCAUUUGUCUUCUUUAUACCAAUGUGGGUGUUGAUUACACCAAUAUGUUUGUUGGGAGUUACAAUAUUUAAAGCCAUGCAGUACAAACCAUUGACCUUAGAAAGCUACGAUUAUCCUGACUUUGGCGACGCUAUAGGUUGGCUGUCUGCGGCUGCACCUAUUCUUAUUGUACCGGGAUGGUUUAUUGGCUAUUACUGUUGGAAAGGAGGAGCUAACUUAUUUAUCGAGGUUAAUCAUCCAAAAGAGAAGUGGGGACCAUCUAAAGAAGAAGACCGAGGGGACAGAUAUAAAUUACCUGACUUUACAUUGUUCAACGUUGAAAUAGGACCAGAGUCGGAGAAACAACCUAUACCAAACGGUGACAAAUAUACAAACGGUGACAUUACAAAUGGAAUAUCGCCUGCUUCUAUUGACAACACGGCCUUUGUAAACGACGAGUAGUAUCAAUUGAAAAUCGAAUACACGAAUCACAGUUAAAAAAAACAGUUAUAUACCGAAGUAUGUAAAAUGUCAAACGAUGAACAAUCCAUAUAAAGUGGGAACAGUCAUUGUCCGAUAUCCUAUUUCCCAUAAAAAUAUUUAUCUCCAUCAUGCAAGCAUUUUGCACUUUGAUCAGUAUGUAAUACAUUGUGUACAAACAUUAAUCAGUAUGUGAACCAAUGCGUACACACAUUGAUCAGAAUUUAAAAAAACAACAAGCGUACACAAAUUAAUCAGUAUGUUAAACAUUGUGUACUCAUAAUGAUCAGUGUAUAAAACAUUGUGUACACAGAUUGAUAAGUACAUAUAUGUAACACAUUGCUUACACAUAUUGAUCAGUGAUUCAAACAUUGUAUACACACAUUGACCAGAAUAUAAAAAAACAAGAGUACACAAAUUAAUCGGUAUGUAAAACAUUGUCUACACACAUUGAUCCGUGGGCAAAACAUUGUGUACACUCAUAGAUCAGUGUAUAAAGCAUUGUGUACACACGUAAAUCAGUAUGUGAACCAUUUGCGUACAAACAUUACACAGUACGUAAAACAUUGUGCACUCAUGUUUUUUUCGCGUCCAAUCUAAUGCUAUCUAUUAAACUAAAUCAGAAUUAUAUCAAUAUUUGCCAUAUCAUACAAACUCGUGUAAUGAGUAAUGUCAAAGAACCAUUCUAAAAUAUGACGUUUCUUUGCACUAACUCUUUCGAAAUCUACUUGUAUGUUUGAAUGAUCCAAAAAUGGUUUCAAGAAGAAAUUGGUGAAACAACGUGUAAAGCAGCAUUUGGUCGUUUUUUGAAGGUUUAAAACAUUAUACAAACAUUGGGUUGAACCAUUUUUUGUUCUUUGUCUGCAAUAAAUAAAUAGUUGCAAUUUCAUAAUUUGCAUAAUACUAUAAUUGAUCUGUUUUUUAAAACUGGCUUCUUUUACAAUAGUUGGAACUAAACAUAACUUCAGAUUACUCUUGGCACAUACUAGUUAACUUUACUCCCAACAUUUUUGUAAUAUACUGGAAGCCUUUAGGUUUUUAUCUUCAUUUUGUUGAUAACAAGAAUUUCAAUGUUACCGAGAACAUUUUAUAACAGGACAAAACAUCACAUGCCUCUGUAGAAAGACUUGGUCGUUCAGGUUGGCGCGGCAUAUAAUUAUAUCAUAGGUGGGUAGACAUGGUAAUUAAUAAUGACGUCAAUCUAGUCAUCAAUGCAGAUGGUACCAUAAUUUAAUUGAUAAUUAAAUCACAAACAGUCGAGUUCUUAAAUGCUGCAUCGAUCUCAAAUAUUAUUUGAUAAAAAUAUGGUUGUCCGUUUCGAAAUUAACUGAACCGCGUCAUGACAAAACCAACGUAAUGUGUUUGCGACCAGCAUGUAUCCAAACCAGCCUGCUCAUCCGCGCAGUCUGAUCAGGAUCCAUGCUGUUCGCUUACCAACCCUAUUACAAGUAAUGAAACUGAUAGCGAACAGCAUGCAUCCUGAUCAGACUGGUCUGGAUCAAUGCUGGUCGCAAACACAUAACGUUUGUCUUGUCAUGACGCGGCUCAACUGAACGUACAUUGAACAGUUCAAUAAUCUAUUACAAGUCUAUGCUUAUACAAUAAUUGAUAUUACAAAAACAUGAACAAUGAACAAAUACUGUAUUGACAACACUUGCCUGUCAUAUAGACUAUUUUUAUAUUUUGUUUUGUUUUCUUAUUAAAGAUAUUAUAUUGUCUGUAAAUACCACUGUAAUCAUCUGUAUACAGUAAAUUUUAUAUCAAAGA
Molecule: messenger RNA, 3890 nt
Organism: Ruditapes philippinarum (Manila clam)
Lineage: Eukaryota; Metazoa; Mollusca; Bivalvia; Venerida; Veneridae
Product: sodium- and chloride-dependent glycine transporter 2-like
Exons: 15
Coding region: 210-2105 (631 amino acids)
Biological process (GO): sodium ion transmembrane transport
Cellular component (GO): membrane
Source: RefSeq, a predicted model, not a curated record